AUGAACGAAGAUCACGGCCGUGACAUGCGGGCCAGUCACGGCAGCUGCGCGCAACAUCUUCCAGUGCCUCCCGAGCAUACAAGAGCCCCAGAGUUACCUCACUCGCAGGUCGAGGCUUUCGAUGCCAGUUCUGAAUGGUUUAGUCACUUCCCUUUGGACGACUUUCGUCACUACACACUCUCUCAAACCGAUCUCCACGAGCUGGGCUUGGGCAGUAUCCACAGUACUGAGUCUGUUGCCCCGCGUCAUCCGUUGCGGAACCACGAUGUGAUACCACAGUACCCAUCCACCCCACCACUGCCAUAUCCUUCUGCCCCGCCGCAAACAUAUCCUUCCGCUCCGCCGCAUCAGCAUUCAAGCGCAUUGCCGCCUCAGCGCGGUCCUCCAUCACCUGCACGAGGCUUGGAACCUCUUCGGCGCGCACAUCCAGAUGGUGACGACACACCAGCCCCAUCACAAAAGCGUCAACGCCGCGACGAGAAUGCAACCCCGACCGAACGGGUCCCGCCACCCCUGGCCGCACCAGCAGGCACACUGGGGAGCGGGAAGAACACCGGUGCUAAGAGGUCGGUAGCUUCGACAGGCCCUCAACCCGACAACAACACGGAGAGCGGCUCUGGGAGCCGGUGGAGCGAGAAAGAGAGCACCUUCGUGAUCGACAUGGUGCUCGGCCCUGACCCUAUCGCACCUUAUAACGAUAUCAAGAAGUCAGGCAAGAGGUACUUCGAGAAGAUCGCUCUUCAUCCCAAAGCCCCAUGGGGCCCAGGCAAACGCACUUGGAGUGCCGUCAAAAACCAUUACGAGCGUCUUCUCAAGCUCUUUGCCGCUAUUGUCGCGUUCGAGAAUAUGACGGGGCUAGAUGGUGACGUCGACAUCCCCCAGCCCCCGGACUGGGAGACGAUGACGAUCGAGCAGGCUCAAGCCCGCCUCGCGAAGGCCAAGGAGAAGAAGAGCUUCUCUGGCUUGACCGGUGGGAUCUGGUUGCACUGGCACAGGGUUGGGUGGUAUGAUCGCUUCAACGACCAGCUCUCCUCCCAUCCGCAGGUUGUUAAGCAGUCAUCAUUCACCGAGGAUGUCAUGUCAGAUGAAUCGGACGAGUUUCUGAUAGGCGGUGAUGAUGCCGAGAGUGCUAUUCUGAUCACAUAUAUGGCAGAUGAUGACGAGCACGCUCAGUCAGAGCUUGGUGGAACACAGCAGGCUGUGGACUCAGCAAGCUCUCAUUCGGACCCGUUAUCCGGACUCGUUUCAAAGCUUGCGAAACAGGGUGUAGAGAAGAGACAGCUUGAGGCUGCCAAGUCUCCUUCAAAAGUUGCCUCGUUGGCAACCUCGACUUCCGACAUGCUCGUCUCUAUGACUGCCACACUCCAGGACUCUCACAAGAUAGCCACGGAGCAGCUCAAGCUCCAAACACGUCAGGUGACCUCCAUGGAACAACGUCAGGAGCGCAGACUGGUGAUGGAGGAGCAUCAGUUCCAGGACCGGCGCGACGACCGUGCGGAGGCUAGAGACAAGGCUAAGCGCGAGGCCGAGGAGAAAGCGCAGCAAACACUUGAGGAGAAGAUGAAGGAGAAGGUUAACAUGGCUAACGCACUCCUUGCUAACCCCUCCAUCGAUCCCGAACUCCGCAAGGUGGCUUCAAAGGUCGUGGCCGAUUGGUUGACGAAGCCGAUGGAAUAG
Epithele typhae is the source of this 1677-nucleotide messenger RNA. RefSeq lists its product as uncharacterized. The coding region runs from base 1 to 1677 and encodes 558 amino acids. The record is from RefSeq and is a predicted model, not a curated record. NCBI's taxonomy places the organism in Eukaryota, Fungi, Basidiomycota, Agaricomycetes, Polyporales, Epitheliaceae. The transcript has 7 exons.